This is a messenger RNA of Eimeria mitis, 468 nucleotides long. RefSeq lists its product as uncharacterized. The transcript is spliced from 2 exons. Bases 1 to 468 code for a protein of 155 amino acids. The record is from RefSeq and is a predicted model, not a curated record. Lineage: Eukaryota; Apicomplexa; Conoidasida; Eucoccidiorida; Eimeriidae.
AUGUCUAGGCUGCAGCAGGAGCAGCAGCAGCACGGCCACCACCACCAACAGCAGCAGCACCACCAACAGCAGCACCAACGGCAGCAGCAGCAGCAGCAGCAGCAGCAGCACCAACAGCAGCAGCAGCAGCAGCAGCACCAACAGCAGCAGCAGCACCAUCAGCAGCACCAACAGCAGCAGCAGCAGCAGCAGCACCAACUGCAGCAGCAGCACCACCAGCAGCAGCACCAACAGCGCCAACAGCAGCAGCAGCAGCAGCAGCAGCACCAGCACCAUCACCAGCAGCAGCACCACCAGCACCAGCACCAACAGCAGCAGCAGCAGCAGCAGCAGCAGCAGCAGCACCAGCACCAUCACCAGCAGCAGCACCACCAGCACCAGCACCAACAGCAGCAGCAGCAGCAGCAGCAGCAGCAGCAGCAGCAGCAGCAGCAGCAGCAGCAGAAGCUGACCAACGUAUCCUGGUGA